AUGGCUGCACAGAUUGCUUCUGGCAUGAAAUACCUUUCUUCCCUUAACUUUGUACAUCGAGACCUUGCAACAAGGAAUUGCCUUGUUGGUAGGAAUUAUACAAUCAAAAUUGCUGAUUUUGGAAUGAGUCGGAACUUGUACAGUGGUGAUUAUUAUAGAAUCCAGGGGAGGGCUGUCCUCCCCAUACGAUGGAUGUCUUGGGAAAGCAUCUUAAUGGGCAAAUUUACAACAGCAAGCGACGUGUGGGCAUUUGCAGUUACUUUAUGGGAAAUGCUGACUUUUUGUCGGGAGCAACCCUACAGUGAAAUGUCUGAUGAGCAAGUGAUUGAAAACACAGGAGAAUUUUUCCGAGACCAAGGAAAACAGGUAACAGAGAAAAAAUGUAAAUCAAAUAGCUCAAUAUUUAAGUGGAUGCAUCAUCUAUUUUUUGAAGCUAGCUCUAUAUAA
Staurois parvus is the source of this 447-nucleotide messenger RNA. NCBI's taxonomy places the organism in Eukaryota, Metazoa, Chordata, Amphibia, Anura, Ranidae. The record is from the annotation of a GenBank genome assembly.